Molecule: messenger RNA, 696 nt
Organism: Haliotis rubra (blacklip abalone)
Lineage: Eukaryota; Metazoa; Mollusca; Gastropoda; Lepetellida; Haliotidae
Source: the annotation of a RefSeq genome assembly
AUGGCCCAAUGAGGACAACUAGGAUUUCAAGACAGCGCUUCCCCAAUAAUGGAACAGCUCAUCUUCUUCCAUGACCAUGCUCUACUAAUCCUACUUCUGAUCACUACACUAGUAGGUUACCUUACCGCAUCUUUUAUGUUAAGAUCUCUCACAUCCCGGUAUAUUCUAGAACAACAAACCAUCGAAACAAUCUGAACCAUUCUACCAGCCAUUAUCCUUAUUUUCCUCGCCCUACCAUCCUUGCGCCUCCUUUACCUACUAGACGAAGUCGGUAUAUCGUGCCUUCUAACAAUCAAGGCAACUGGUAACCAGUGAUACUGAGGCUACGAAUACUCAGAUUUUAAAGGAAUAGAGUUCGACUCAUAUAUACUACCAGAAGACACACUAGAGGCCGGACAAUACCGAUUACUUGAAGUUGACCGACGAAUAGUUGUUCCAACAAAAACAGAUGUCCGGAUACUAAUUACCUCUAACGACGUAAUCCACUCAUGGGCCGUCCCAUCUCUCGGGGUUAAAGUAGACGCAAUCCCCGGCCGCCUUAACCAGACAAGUUUUAUGGCCACUAACGAAGGGGUGUUCUACGGACAAUGCUCAGAAAUUUGCGGAACUAACCACUCCUUCAUGCCAAUCACAAUCGAAGCAAUUAAUGUCGACGACUUCUCACAGUGGGUAAUACUAACUACCCAAGAAGACUAA